Molecule: messenger RNA, 3478 nt
Organism: Syngnathus acus (greater pipefish)
Lineage: Eukaryota; Metazoa; Chordata; Actinopteri; Syngnathiformes; Syngnathidae
Gene: peli2
Product: pellino E3 ubiquitin protein ligase family member 2
Exons: 6
Coding region: 256-1530 (424 amino acids)
Biological process (GO): regulation of Toll signaling pathway; protein polyubiquitination
Molecular function (GO): protein binding; ubiquitin protein ligase activity
Source: RefSeq, a predicted model, not a curated record
UAGCUGUUUUUGUAUCCGCUUCAGAGCGCGUUCAACAGCCAACUAAGUUACGCUUUGCCAUGUCACCAAAAAGAAGUUAGAGGCUUGCGUUCAUUUAAAGAAAAGCGGAUGUUCGCUGGCAUUUAAACACCCACCGUUGGAUUUAUGAUAUGAUCUAAGUGUGUGUUCGGGCUUUUCGAAGGUAGAGCCUAUUUGCGCUGUUGUUUCUUUCGUGUACACAGUGAGUGAACGCCACACAGCGAAGCUACAAGCCUCAUGUUUUCGUCCAGCCAAGAGGAGCACUGCGCCCCAUCCAAAGACCCAGUUAAAUACGGCGAGCUGGUCGUUUUGGGGUACAAUGGCUCCCUCCCCAAUGGCGAUCGCGGUAGACGGAAAAGCAGAUUUGCGCUAUACAAGAGGACCAAAGCCAACGGUGUUCGGCCGAGUGCUGUGCACAUCCUCAACACACCCCAAGACAGCAAGGCUGUCAACUCCAAAGGCCAGCACAGCAUCUCGUACACGCUGUCCCGCAACCAGACAGUGGUGGUGGAGUAUAGCUAUGAUAAAGACACCGACAUGUUUCAGAUCGGCCGUUCCACUGAGAGUCCCAUUGACUUUGUGGUGACAGACACUAUAGCAGGGGGCCACGAGGGCGAGGAGACUCCCAUCACACAGAGCACCAUCUCACGUUUCGCCUGCCGGGUCGUAUGUGAGCGCAACCCUCCCUACACCGCUCGUAUCUACGCAGCCGGCUUUGACUCGUCCAAGAAUAUCUUCCUGGGGGAAAAAGCUGCAAAGUGGAAGAACCCAGAUGGUCACAUGGAUGGUCUAACAACCAACGGGGUGCUGGUGAUGCACCCCAAAGGUGGAUUUACGGAGGAAUCCAAGCCCGGCGUAUGGCGGGAGAUUUCUGUGUGCGGGGAUGUAUACACCCUGAGAGAGACGCGCUCGGCACAAACUCCAGGCAAACUGGUGGAAAGCGAAAGCAACGUACUCCUCGAUGGCUCGCUGGUGGACUUGUGCGGCGCGACCUUGCUGUGGCGCACCGCUGAGGGUCUCUUUCACACUCCCACCCAGAAACAUCUGGAGGCCCUUCGGCAGGAGAUCAACGCGGCCCGGCCCCAGUGCCCCGUGGGCCUGAACACGCUGGCCUUCCCCAGCAUGCAACGCAGCCGCGCCCUCUCCUGUCUGGAGGACAAGCAGCCUUGGGUGUACUUGGCGUGCGGCCACGUGCACGGUUACCACAACUGGGGCCAUCGCUCGGAGCAGGAGCCCAACACCCAGCGAGAGUGCCCCAUGUGCCGGAUGGUGGGCCCCUACGUUCCGCUCUGGCUGGGCUGCGAGCCCGCCUUCUACGUGGACACGGGCGCCCCCACUCACGCCUUUGUGCCGUGCGGACACGUGUGCUCGGAGAAAUCUGUUAAGUACUGGUCGGAAAUCCCCCUGCCCCAUGGCACCCAUGCCUUCCAUGCCGCGUGCCCCUUCUGUGCCACCCAGCUCAACCUCGCUCAGGGCUGCUCCAAGCUCAUUUUCCAGGGCCCCGUGGAUUGAGCUGAAAGGGUGAAGGAGGGUGGGGGGGGGGGCGUUCUGCUCUUGGACAAGAGUGACAACAUGCUGUGAAACUGUUGAGAUUAUUUUGUUUCCUUUUCCUCACGUUAGACCCUCUGUGGGAAGCUCAGGUGGUGAUAGUUUGGAUUCUAAAGGUCUCUCUGGAUGCUCUGUGAAGGGCAGAUGCCCAGCCCGGCCCUUCCCUUCCUUUCCCGAACCAAAUACUGUUUCAGCUAUCCUGCCAAGCAACUGCUUUAAAGAAGAUAGGCUCCAGCACUGGUGGGCUACACAUGAUUUACAGUAGCUAGUGGGUUUUAUGCUUUAGGUAGAAAGAAUUUGUUAUUUUUACUCUUUGUACACUUGAUAACAAUGAACAUGUGCGGGCAAGCCCGAAGCAGGAAGAGAGAGGUUUCCAAGAGCCAGACAGCUGGACUGUUGGCUUGGAGAACCUGGAGGGGUUUGGCGCACCUCAUGUGCUUUUCAUUUGGACCUUAACCCCCUUCGCGGCAUCUCCUAACCCUGCGGAGGUGGUGGCUUUCAGAUGCGUCAUAUACACAGUCAGAAUUCAGUGCCUCUAAUCCCACGUAGCCGUGGGAAUAUAUUUCACAGAAGAGAGAAGAAUGUUUAGUUGAAGGCAAGCGGGGAGCUGGCUUUGCAUACUGGUGUAAGGAAAUGACUGCCCACAUCGAUCCAUCGCCGCAUUUCUAUCCGACAGAAGAACUAUUUUACUACACUGAGGCCCUCGCACUGUUUUCUAAAGCAAAUGUUAAUAUAUUUUCCUGCAUAAAUAAUCUAUGUGAGAAUGUUUUGUGUGCGUGCGUGCGUGCGUGCGUGCGUGCUGGACGCCGUGGGUGCUCUUGGGCUUUAUUGUACAGGAAGGCCCUGCAUCAUUUCACCCCAAAAUCCCCCCUUCUGAUCUUUCCGCCCACCAGCCAAACGCUCUACGAGAACCUUGCAGGACUUGACAAUGAUUGUACCGGAUUACAGCCUCUUGAUAGACUAUAAAGAUAAAGACCUGAGAGACUAUAGCGAGCAUACGCAUCGCUGAUAAGCGUUUCUCAGUCCCACACGUGUACUGUACACCGUCUGCACUGUCGUUUGGCUUCGUCCUGCGCUGGCUUCACUCCAGCGACUGGAGCGCCAAGAAACCUGGGCAUCGCCUCAGCAGCGUGCAGAGAUUAUACCAAAUAUAAGGCGGAGCUAUUUUCUCUCCACACGCAAGAAGCAAAAGUGGUUCUGUAAACAAUCCCUAAACCCGGACCGCUGCUGCGGCGGCGCAAUGUUGACAGCUUUGGAUUCCAGUCGCAUGCACCGUCUCCAUGGGAAUAAUGAUAUUAUCUCACAUGAUGCCAAAUUUGUUCUUUUGUGUGCGCGGAUGACUCAAAAACAAACUAGCGGAUGAAGUGAAACUAAAAAAUCGGGGACAAAUCUGUGUAUUCUUUUUGUGAUGUUAGCUUAACAGACUGUGUCCAUAUGUGGAGAAUAUUGGCAACGGGCGUCGAUUCUGCCUCCUUCGCAAACAAUAACUGUGACUUGCUUCCAGUAGCUGCAUUCAAGUUGUCUUCCAGAACUAUGGAUGACUGAGGGGCAAAGCCACCUUGAAUUCACCCAAAAUGUACUCCUCUCCCUACAAAAAACUUUCUUAAAAAGUUGAAGCAGCUGAGUUUCGAGAAGAUGCCAUGUUGUCACAUUUGACAUUAAAGGCGUUGCUGGGUCAACAACUACGCCACGUACCACCGGGCAGUAGCAUUCCUCAAUGCACUUUGCUUGAAGAUGAGCGUCUUCUCAAACAGCUGCCUCAAACAUUCCUCCUUGGUAAACAUGGGUGGGGCCCUCAAGGGCUUGUUCACGAUUUGAUCUUCUACAGGAAGUGUGUACACAAGCCAUAGGACGCACUGAUAUAGUACUUCUCCCAAUGCAAAGAAAAAUAAAAUCUAUUUUAAAAGUAAAA